This is a messenger RNA of Macroventuria anomochaeta, 705 nucleotides long. RefSeq lists its product as uncharacterized. The transcript is spliced from 4 exons. Lineage: Eukaryota; Fungi; Ascomycota; Dothideomycetes; Pleosporales; Didymellaceae. The record is from RefSeq and is a predicted model, not a curated record. The coding region runs from base 145 to 606 and encodes 153 amino acids.
UGCGAUGCAGUCCGAACUAAGAGACUGGGAUCUUGAAACUACCUCAGAUGAGAGUCUAGAUGGAGGGAGGAGAAGGGGAGGGCGUUAUGGAGGCGUAUAUAAAGGUGACGAUAUCGCCAUCUUCACAGCGCUACUCAAGGCAAAAUGCGUCUAUCAGCCAUCGCCGUCGCUCUCUCAGCCGCAACUCUUGCGAGUGCAGAACUUACGUUCAACAUUACACAAGCACUACAGCCUGGCAACUUUGCAAACGACAACGACAAGCUCCUGGCACUCAUGCCUCCAGUCACUGCAAAGUGUCUCAAGUCAUGUCAAAUCGCCGCCAACAAAGCUGAUGGCUGUGCCGAGAACGACUUUACGUGCCACUGCGUGAACUACAACACCUACUCUAACCUCAUCGAACCAUGCGCCUUCGCACUCCCUAACAACCCCGCUACAAACCCGCCCUGCGACCAGAACGCGCUCAUCGCCGCCCGGCCGAUCAUCCAGGACAUGUGUAACUUCUUCAACGCGACGCUGUAUGCGGAUUACCGCAAGUGUCCGCAGAAGCUGAGCAAGAAGAAAACGUAUAGUAUCAUUGCAGAUGAGGAGGUCGAGUGUAGGUACUAGAGGUAGGGUUGAUGGGGAGGGGUGAGAGAUGGAAGUAGUUGUGUGCGAUUUUUGUACGUACACGUUGUUGAAUACCAGUUUGUUCAGCUACUGCCUAUU